AUGGUCAAAGCAAAGAAGUUGUUACUCAAGUACGCCAAUGUUUUCUCGUCAAACGAAGCUGACAUAGGAAAGACUGGCUUAGUUCAACACAAAAUAAACACAGGACAAGAAUUACCUAUUCGUCAGCGGCCAAGAAGAUUGCCUGUAGCACGUGAAAAGGAAGUGGAAACCAUGAUUGAGGGAAUGGUGAAGGAUGGUGUUAUUGAACCUUCAUCUAGUCCAUGGUGUUCACCUGUGGUGCUGGUAAAGAAGAAAGACGGCAGCAUGCGGUUUUGUGUUGACUACCGCCGCCUGAACGACGUUACAAAGAAGGACAGCUAUCCCUUGCCAAGAAUUGAUGACACGCUGGACAUGAUUACAGGCGUAAAGUGGUUUAGUACGCUGGAUCUGAAAAGUGGCUACUGGCAGGUUGAAAUUGACCCUAAGGACAAGGAGAAAACUGCAUUCUCCACAGGAAAGGGUCUGUGGCAAUUUAAAGUCAUGCCGUUUGGAUUGUGCAAUGCUCCAGCAACGUUUGAAAGGUUGAUGGAGCUUGUACUUACCGGGCUAAUUGGAGAUGCCUGUCUGGUCUAUUUGGAUGACAUCAUCAUCGUAGGCCGUACGUUUGAGGAACACCUUCAAAACCUGGAACGCGUGCUCAUGAAGAUCCAGAGUGCCAUCCUCAAGUUGAGUCCAAAGAAGUGCUCACUAUUCAAACGGCAAGUUAGUUUUUUGGGGUAUGUAGUGUCGGAAGAAGGUAUCCGCACGGAUCCAGAGAAAAUUGCUGCUGUCAAGGAGUGGCCGGUCCCAAAAGACAAGACACAGGUUAGAGCAUUUUUGGGCUUGUGCUCUUAUUAUCGGCGAUUUGUGAAGAACUUUGCAGAUAUAGCCAAACCUCUGCACAAGCUAACCGAGGAGAAGCGACAAUUCUGCUGGGAUGAAAGUUGCGAUAUUGCAUUCCAGGAGCUCAAGAACCGCCUGUGCAAAACACCUAUUUUGGGGUACCCUGAUGCGAGCAAGGAAUUCAUAGUUGACACAGACGCAAGUGAUAUAGGACUUGGCGGUGUGUUGUCUCAACGGAUUGGUGAUCAAGAGAUUGUGAUAGCGUACUUCAGCAAGUCGUUGUCAAAGCCGGAAAGGAACUAUUGUGUCACAAGACGGGAAUCGCUUGCUGUGGUAAAGUCUUUGCAGCAUUUUAGCAAAUAUCUUCUAGGGCGGAAAUUCCACUUACGAACUGACCAUGCUGCACUGAAAUGGCUAUUGCAGUUCAAAAAUCCGGAAGGACAAGUUGCGAGAUGGAUAGAAUUACUGCAGGAAUACGACUUUGUGAUCGAACAUCGCAGCGGGAAAUCUCAUGGCAAUGCAGAUGCAUUGUCAAGAAGACCUUGCCCUGAAGAUUGCAAGCAUUGUAAUAGGCAAGAGGGUAAGGAAGUGGUAUCUGUGAGAAUGCUCAGGACAGACCAGCUCAGCAAUGAGUGGAAGGACAGCCUACAACAUGCACAGCAGGAAGAUUCGGACAUUAAGCCGAUUCUGGAAUGGAUGAAGGCCAGUGCUCCUAAGCCCAAGUGGAGCGACGUCUCAGCAAUGAGUUCGACCACGAAAAGCUAUUGGGCCCAAUGGGACAGCUUGCUGAUUCAGGAUGGAGUCCUGUGCCGUAAAUGGGAAAAUGGUCGGGGAGACAGGUGUCAUUUGCAAAUGGUUGUCCAUAAGGCUAAAGUGCCGGAUAUUCUACAGCUGUACCAUAAUGAUUGUUCAGGAGGCCACCUGGGAGUUAAACGAACUCUCCUGAAGAUCCGAGAACGGUUUUACUGGGUCCACUGUCGUGACGAUGUCGAGGACUGGUGCCGCAAAUGUACAAGUUGUGCGGCUGUAAAGGGACCUCAAAUUCGUAGUAGAGGCGCAUUGAAAUUGUACAAUGUUGGUGCACCAUGGGAGAGGAUAGCCAUUGACGUUGCGGGGCCGUUUCCAGAAACUGAAAGUGGUAACAAGUAUUUCAUGGUCAUGAUGGAUUACUUCACUAAGUGGCCAGAAGUCUUCGCCAUUCCAAAUCAAGAAGCUUCAACCGUUGCAGAUAAACUAGUUCAUGAAGUCUUCUGUCGUUUUGGAGUACCUUUAGAGAUUCACAGUGAUCAAGGAAGGAAUUUUGAGUCUCAAAUAUUCCAGGAAACUUGCCGAGUUAUGGGUACUCAGAAAACACGAACAACUUCUUACCACCCACAAUCUGAUGGAAUGGUAGAAAGAUUUAAUCAGACAUUGGAGAGGUACCUAGCAAAAGUUGUGGAAAAACGGCAACGAGACUGGGACAGGCACAUACAACCGUUUUUGUUGUCACAUCGAAGCGCUGUUCACGAAAGUACAUCAGUGACACCAGCUUUCGUAAACUUUGGGAGAGAAUUGCGGCUGCCUGCAGACCUGAUCACUGGAAUACCACCUGAUGCCCCACGCAGUAUAACCGAUUAUGCAAAUGACUUGCGGAACAAAAUGAAUGACAUUUAUGAGCACGUCAGACAGACGUCUGAGAAGAUGAAAACACGUUAUGACCGCAAAAUGAACAACAAGGGGUUUGAUGAAGGUUCACUAGUGUGGUUACACAAUCCAGUUCGCAGCAAAGUGAAAUCUCCUAAGCUUCAAGCUAAAUGGGACGGACCGUACCGGAUUGUGACAAGGAUCAAUGACGUAACCUACCGGAUACAAAAAGGUGCCAGAGGUACUCCUAAGAUUGUCCAUGUGGAUCGACUGGCGCGUUAUUAUGGGGCCAAUAAUGCUCGGGACGAGCAUGUCUUAGGAGGGGGCAGUGUUACGCGCCACUAUUAA
Parnassius mnemosyne (clouded apollo) is the source of this 2793-nucleotide messenger RNA. NCBI's taxonomy places the organism in Eukaryota, Metazoa, Arthropoda, Insecta, Lepidoptera, Papilionidae. The record is from the annotation of a GenBank genome assembly.